Molecule: messenger RNA, 3175 nt
Organism: Lepisosteus oculatus (spotted gar)
Lineage: Eukaryota; Metazoa; Chordata; Actinopteri; Semionotiformes; Lepisosteidae
Source: RefSeq, a predicted model, not a curated record
UCUCUCACACAGCAGAGAGAGAGAGCGAGAGAGAGCAGCGUGCAGCAUGUGUGUCUGAAGGGAGAGAAACACACAGAGAGCCUCAGAUCAGGCUAUGCGCGCAGCUUGUCUGAGUCACUGCACUCUCAUACUGCUCUCUGUGUCUGCAUCAGACGCACAGAGGGAGAGGGCUGGAGACCACAGAAACGUACACAGACGGGCUGAGGGAGCAGAGGCCUCUCAGCGGAGCCACACAGGCACACGGACGCUCAGCACCUGGCCUCUUGGCGUGCUUUCCAGGGCACAAAACCCAUGACGAGGUUUUCGGGACAGAGAAGACAAUCAGUCUGUCGGCCCCCCUUCACUGAGGCUUGAUCGAACUGAGGGCCUUUCUAGAGCAGCCCCUCCAGUCUCUCGGGACAGUGUCCAGAGGGGGAGAAUCCACAGUCCGACCUGCUGGGUUUCUCCCGAGACCCAUAGGGACUGAUCACGGGACAGAACCAGACAAAGCAGCUAAACGUUACUGCGGACCACCGGAAAUUACUGCGGACCACCGGAAAUUACUGCGGACCACUGGAAAUUACUGCAGACCACCGGAAAUUCCUGCGGACCACUGGAAAUUACUGCAGGCCACCGGAAAUUACUGCAGACCACUGGAAAGUGCAGGAAACAACUUGAAAUUAUUGCAGUCUAUUGGAAUUUACUGGAAUUGAUUUAUUGUCAUUUUAUAGGCCCAGAUUCCCUCACUCACUCGCACUUUGCUCUUCUGUCGGUGUUGGCGCUCGACUCUGUUCCCCUGAGACACCAGCACAAAACCAAUUUUUUGCCCUCUUUUUAAAAUCAUUUGAAGUCUAAUUGCGAGCAAAAAAAAAAAAACAACAACCAGGAAGCCUCAUUUGCGGAAGUGCUGCUGUGCUCUGCAGGAGUCAGGCGUGGCGAGACGGCGGAGGGCUGUGGAGGAGCAGCACACUCCAGCCCUGGACACUGUCCGGCAGCGCUGGGCCUGGACACCUCUAGCCCCCCACUGCCAUGCUGCCCCUCCUGUGGUGAGGACAGCUGCCGAAGUGAGUACCUUAGUGUGAAGACCACCCGCCGCACCAGUCCAGAGAGAGCGCCCCCUUCAGCUUGAGCCAUGUCGUCUCACGUCAAGCUGCGCAAGGAGAAGGGCACCCUGGCGGAGUACGAGAUGCAGAUCAAAGAGGUGCGCUCCCAGUUGUCAGAACAGUUGAAGGUGCUGGAUGUGCAGGUUGAGCUGCGGGUCCAGCUGAUCCAGGACCUGAAUGAGUUCCUGCGACGCCGGGCCGAGAUUGAGCUGGAGUAUUCCCGCUCUCUGGAAAAGCUGGUCGACAGGUUUUCCUCCAAGAUCCGUCACCCCAAGGAGCAGCAGAACCUCAAGAAGGAUGAGAACCUCCUGUCGCCUGUCAACUGCUGGUACCUCCUGCUGAACCAGACCCGGCAGGAGAGCCGCGACCACGCUGCGCUGGGAGACACGUGCAGCGCCCACAUCACCGUCAGACUGACGCACAUCGCCGAGGACACGGGCCGGCUGUCCAAGAAGAGCAAAGAGGUUGGACUGCAGAUGCAGGAUGAGCUCCUGAAGGUGACCAGCGAAUUGCAGACAGCCAUGAAGACCUAUCACCAAUACCACACUGACAGCCUCAGUGCAGAGGGGAAGAUGAAGGAGGCGGAGAAACUGGAAGAGCGUCACAUGGGCAAGUCAGCUGACCAGGGGGUCAGCCAAUCAGGUGGCGACCCCAAGCAGCAGAGGCGGAGCUCUGUGAAGAAGAUGGAGCGAAUGAAAGAGAAGCGGCUGGUGAAGCUGCAGGAGGCACAGCUGAAGUGCACGAAGGCGCGGAACGACUACCUGCUGAACCUGGCGGCCGCCAACGCCGCCAUGAACAAGUACUACCUGCAGGACGUCUGCACCCUCAUCGACUGCUGUGACCUGGGGUUCCACCUGUCUCUCGGCGGGGCGCUGAGGGGCUACCUGUCGGCCCAGCGGCGGGUGCAGCAGUCGAGGGAGGAGGCGCUGGUGGUGCUGGACACGGCCAUCCAGGGACUGGACCCCCAGAGCGACCAGAAGAAGAUCCUGGAGAUGAACAACUCGGCCUUCUGCCUGCCCUUCCGCUUCGAGUACCAGCCUCACGAGGGAGACCAGGUGUGCGAGGUGAGCGUCGAAGCACAGGUGCGCCACGAGCUGGAGACGCGCUUCCAGCAGCUGCAGUCCAGACUGUCCUCCGUGACGAUUGAAACUGAGGAGGUCAAUAAGACCCUGCGGGCCACUCUGAAGGCUCUGCUGGACUCCAUCAGCACGGAGGAGUACAGCUCCCCUGAAACCCCCCAAGCAGGGCAGUCAGCAGAGCAGUCCAGGGCCAGCGCCCCCGACCCCACUGGCAACAAGUCCAGCCUGGCCAAGAAGAGAGCCAAUCAGCAGGAGUCCGAGAGUUUCUACUUCAAUAAAGUGAAGGAGUACCUCAGUGGCAGCAAUCUCAUCUCUAAACUCCAGGCCAAGCACGACCUGCUGAAGGAGGCCAUCGAGAAAGCGGAAGCUAUCGACAGCGACCCCACCAGGCUGCAGUCCAGCCAGUCUGUUCGUGUGAGGAGGCCGCGCCCCUGCUCCCAGUACAACCACAAGCUGUUCACUGGAGACCUACUGACCUUCGUGGAGAGCUCUGGUCAGCAGAUUCCUCUGGUGGUGGAGAGUUGCAUUCGCUUCAUCAACUUGCAUGGUCUGCACCAUGAGGGGAUCUUCAGAGUGCCUGGUUCCCAGUCAGAGGUCAAUGAAAUCAGGAAUGACUUUGAGAGAGGUGACGACCCCCUCACAGACUCUCAGGGUGACCACGACAUCGACUCUGUGGCUGGCGUGCUGAAGUUGUAUUUCCGGGGGCUAGAGACACCACUGUUCCCCAAAGACAAGUUCAAUGACCUCAUCGAGUGUGUCCAAGUGGAGAACUCUCUGGAGCGAGCGUGUCACAUUAAGAGAGUGGUGUCUUCGUUCCCGCGGCCUGUGCUCGUGGUCAUGAGAUACCUCUUCGCCUUCCUCAACCAGUGAGUCUCUGCCUCCUCCUUCGCGGUCUCUCCCAGUGUGGGAGCUGACGAGGUUAUGAGCUGACGAGCUACUGAGCUGAUGAGGUGAUGAGCUGACGAGCUACUGAGAUGACGAGGUGACAAGGUGACAGGCUAAUGAGCUGACGAG